CUGUGUGUGUCUCUGUGUGUGUGUGUGUGUGUGUGUGUGUGUGUGUGUGUGUGUGUGUGUGUGUAGGUGUUGAGGCAGAUGAGGAAGCUGCCGUGGCAUGAUGCUGAUGAGAAGAGUUAUCUGAUCUGCUGUUUGAUCAACAUCUGGAACGUCAAGUACAACAGCAUCCACUGCGUGGCCAACCUGCUGGCUGGACUGGUGUCGUAUCAGGAGGACGUGGGCAUUCAUGUGGUGGACGGCCUGCUGGAGGACAUCCGCCUCGGCAUGGAGGUGAACCAGCCCAAGUUUAACCAGCGGCGGAUCAGCAGCGCUAAGUUUCUGGGCGAGCUGUAUAACUACCGUAUGGUGGAGUCUGCCGUCGUCUUCCGCACGCUUUUCUCCUUCAUCUCGUUCGGCGUGAACACAGACGGUUCUCCGAGCCCGCUGGACCCCCCCGAGCACCUGUUCCGCAUCCGCUUGGUCUGCACCCUGCUGGACACCUGCGGACAGUACUUCGACCGCGGCUCCAGCAAGAAGAAGCUCGACUGCUUCCUCGUUUACUUCCAGAGGUACGUCUGGUGGAAGAAGAGUCUGGACGUGUGGACUAAAGAUCAGCCGUUCCCCAUCGACAUCGAGUACAUGAUCACAGACACACUGGAGCUGCUGCGGCCCAAAAUGAAGCUGUGCUCGUCUCUGGAUGAGGCCUGUGCUCAGGUCACACAGCUGGAGAGAGAGUUCCUCGUCAAACUGGGUCUGGAGAAAGACGGCCGCUCCUCCAGUUCCAUGGGCGAGAACGAGUCUCUGGAGGAGGAGGAUGAUGAUGACGAAGACGAGCGAGGAGCGGAGACCGAGGAGCAGUCUGGGAACGAGAGCGAGAUGAAUGAACCUGAGGAGGAGGACGGCUCUGAAAACGAGGAAGAGGAGCGUGAGGAGGAAGAGGAGAACACAGACUAUCUGACCGACUCCAACAAAGAGAACGAGACGGAUGAAGAGAAUAAUGAGGUCACGAUCCGCGGCGGAGGACUCAAACACGUGGCCUGUGCCGAGGACGAGGACUUCAUCCAGGCGCUGGACAAGAUGAUGCUGGAGAACCUGCAGCAGCGCAGUGGAGAGGCAGUGAAGGUCCAUCAGCUGGACGUGGCCAUCCCUCUGCAGUUAAAGAGCCAGCUGAAGAAAAGCUCCGCCCCUUCCUGCACCGCAGACACAGACGCAGACAUCAGCAACACCAUGCAGUUCGUCAUGCUCACACGCAAGGGCAACAAACAGCAGUUUAAGAUCCUGAAUGUGCCCCUGUCGUCUCAUCUGGCGGCCAAUCACUUCAGCCAGCAGCAGGCGGAGCAGGAGGAGCGCAUGCGCAUGAAGAAGCUGACGCUGGACAUCAACGAGCGGCAGGAGCAGGAGGACUAUCAGGAGAUGAUGCAGUCGCUCGCUCAGAGACCUGCUCCAGCAAACACCAACAGAGAGCGCCGGCCUCGAUACCAGCACCCCAAAGGAGCACCCAACGCUGACCUCAUCUUCAAGACCGGCGGCAGGUCAGACGCACACUC
Messenger RNA from Carassius carassius (crucian carp), 1526 nucleotides. RefSeq names its product regulator of nonsense transcripts 2-like. Gene Ontology annotation, cellular component: exon-exon junction complex; cytoplasm. Lineage: Eukaryota; Metazoa; Chordata; Actinopteri; Cypriniformes; Cyprinidae. Gene Ontology annotation, molecular function: protein binding; RNA binding. Gene Ontology annotation, biological process: nuclear-transcribed mRNA catabolic process, nonsense-mediated decay. The record is from RefSeq and is a predicted model, not a curated record. The transcript is spliced from 9 exons. The annotation marks the transcript as partial.